Molecule: messenger RNA, 375 nt
Organism: Dioscorea cayenensis subsp. rotundata (Guinea yam)
Lineage: Eukaryota; Viridiplantae; Streptophyta; Magnoliopsida; Dioscoreales; Dioscoreaceae
Product: actinidain-like
Exons: 1
Coding region: 1-375 (124 amino acids)
Source: RefSeq, a predicted model, not a curated record
AUGGCUUCAGAAUCCCAAUCCUCAACUCCAAGCAUUCCCAUUCGGUCAGAAUCAGAGCUCAAGACACUGCAUGAAGAGUGGCUGAUAAAGCAGAACAAGUCCUACAAAUCAGAAGCAGAGAAGGAAGAAAGGUUCAAAAUUUUCAAAGAUAAUCUCAAGUAUAUAGACGAGCACAACGCUGGUAAUCACUCCUACAAACUGGGUCUCAAUGUCUUUUCGGAUCUCACUCAUGAAGAGUAUAGAUCCACCUUUUUAGGAUUCAAACCUCCACCUGAAGUGGAUAACCAGAGACAGAGUGAUCACUCUGUUGGAGGUGGAGAUGAAGAUGGAGAGGGAGAUCAGCUGCCUCCCAAAGUUGGGUUGGCGAACCAAUAA